UACAGGGCACACAUGAAAAGACACCGAAAACCCAGUUCAAGUCUGAAGGGAGGACUUUACCAUCAGGGGCAGAUAGUAGGACUUGUUUGUCUAUAAGAUGCUGGUGUAGAACAAGCAUCUUAUAAUAUUUUUAAAGGGUGGAAAUUGAAAUCUUGACUACAAUGUUACACAGAUAAGCAAGGAAUAUUUACUGAGUGACCAAGUGACAGAUUUUUAUUACUGACUAAUGAACUUUAUUGAUAUCAGGUUAUGCGGCUGUGUCUCAAUCCUGAUAAAGGAGUUUGCUGGGGUUUGUCAGAGAUAUGGACAUAGCCUUUUCAAUGUAAUUGUUCUGGAAAGAGAUUUCCACACCUUAAAGCUAAUAUAAAGGGUUGGAGUUGCACUGGCAGCCUCGUUUAGCACCUUCUUCCCAUCAGGCAAAAUGAAAGUCCUUGUGGUGUUUCUGGUGUUGACCAUCUUUGGGACACAAUCUCAUGGAUAUGAGGUUUAUAACAUCAUCAGCCCAAGCAACAAUGGUGGCAAUCUUCAGGAGACAGUGACAAUCGACAAUCAAAAAAAUAUUGCCAUCAUUAACAUCCAUACAGGUUCAUGCUCCUCUACCACGAUUUUUGACUAUAAACAUGGCUACAUCGCAUCCCGGCUGCUCUCCCGAAGAGCUUGCUACAUCCUGAAGAUGGACCAUAAGGCGAUCCCUGCUCUAGACAAACUAGAACGAUACAUCUAUGAGAAACAGGCUGUGAAGAACAUGUACUCUGACAAAUACUUCUGGGUCAAAUACAGCCCCCUGCAGUCCUUGAUCAUGGACAUAGACUGGUUCCUGAUCGGUUCCCCAAUCAGGCAUCUCUGCAGUCACAUCCCCCUGUACAAGGGGGAAGUGGUUGAGAAGAUAGAAAACGUCAGUACUCGCUUCUGCUCCAAGACUGGAUUCCUGGGCAUCUUUGGAUUCUCCAUCUGCGCAAGCGUGAGCGCUUAAGGCCCCCCAACCCCCGCCCCCACCAUCCCGUGUCGUCUUUUCUAAGACACGCGCCUUUGUUUUCCUCUCAGCAGCCAAAUUAAGUUCUUUCCCAAUGCCCCAACUAAUGUUGAGACUCAGUGGUAAAACAUAAAUCCUAUAUCUACAGAUCUCUGGGUGUUUGCUUUUUUUUUUUUUUUUUGUAAACAAAAAAGGGAAGCCAAACCAUGCUGAUGUCAAAUGUAGAAGGCAAGAAUUUCCCAGGAUUCCAAGUGAAGCACAUAAGGGGUGAAACUUCCCAGAUGAUGAAACUGAGUCAUUACAGGGUGGCCAGCGGGAUGCAAGUGUCCGUCUUGCCUCCAUCAGACCAGCUGCCCAUCUGUCCACUAAAAUGAAGGGGAUUCAGAGCACACUUGUCUUGAUGAGUACUGAGAAAUGUAUAGAAUUGUUGAAUCAUGACCAUUGUACCCCUGAAGCUAUUAUAACACUGUACUUUAAUUAUACUCGACUAAGAAAAUAAUAAAAUAAA
This is a messenger RNA of Lutra lutra (Eurasian river otter), 1481 nucleotides long. It is a transcript of the gene GKN2, whose product is annotated as gastrokine 2. The coding region runs from base 422 to 973 and encodes 183 amino acids. Gene Ontology annotation, biological process: regulation of cell population proliferation. The record is from RefSeq and is a predicted model, not a curated record. NCBI's taxonomy places the organism in Eukaryota, Metazoa, Chordata, Mammalia, Carnivora, Mustelidae. The transcript has 6 exons.